AUGGACCCGACUUACAGCUCGAGGGCGCGCGGAAGCUUUGGCCAUGGCUUUUCCUUGCCAUUGAGCCAUACGUCCUCUAUAUUUUCGAGGGACCAUGUUGAAUGUGAGACGUCCGUCGACCUUCUCGAAGCUGGUGAAGCUUCAUGUGGUGGCGCGCGAGCCCGCAAGCCGGGUUACUUCUACCAGAGUGAAUCGAACGCCGCCGGAUACGUUAUGGAUGAUAGCUACAGUGCAAGGAAAGAGACAGGAUAUCGUGAAGGUCCCGCCGGGGUGUUCGAGCAGAUUAGACAGGCGACACGUGUGUGGCUGACCUUGGCAGCGUGUCUGCUCCUUCUGUUUGUGGCGGGGUCGACCCUUUCCCACUGGACCUCAAACAGCUCCACAGUCACUGAACCGAGAACAGCUAUUCAAGAUAUACCUUCGGUAAACAAUGGCUUUAGCCAUUCCAGCCCUCACAGACAAAUCCCUCCAUCGGCCCAUUCUCACUGGGGUGGACACGACGACAGCCACGCGGCGCUCCACGCCGCUCUCGGGAGACGCGUUUAUAUUCAUCAAGAAACGCCAAGCUACGCAAGGCACGAGAGAGCAGACUUUGAAGCCGACAUCAUGAAGCAGCAUCCGGACGACCACUCGUUUGUUGAUGUAUGGGAUGGAGAGGAACAUCAUGACCUCCAUCUUUCUAGAGGUAUCGACGGUCUCCAAACGCCUCUGUAUCGUCUUCCGUUCGUUGAGGGUCAACACAACGAGACGCAUGUUGUCGGAGUUCACACGAGCCCCCUAGAGGUUCCCAAGCGUCUGUUUGUCGCUGGCGGCCCAAGACUGGGGAGCUGGAUUGGCGGCAGCUACGAUAUGAUGGUCACCCGGGACGGACGGCCGAAGCCGCUCCUCGUUCACGGAAGACUUGUAUGGAAGAGAGAGGUGAAAACGGAGGCCGCUCGUGGUACAGAUGCGUCCGCUUCCAAAUCGAUGUAUCUGUUCUAUGACCACACACACCAUACCUGGGUAUUCAACGGCGACAUGAACUUCAAGAGGCCUGCACCUUUGGCUUUCCUGCCUCAUGGUGCUUUACUGCCUGUGGUGAGGCAAAAGCAGCUCGCCCAUCCCUCCGACUUUGAGGGAGGAGACGCGGAGAAGCGUGACGAAAAGCGGUAUACUGCGUACCUGAAGCAUGGCGUGCCGAGGAGCGUUCACUGGGUAGUCCGUGAACCGAUUCCAGAAGCAUCGAACGUAACUAACGGCGGCGUGGCCGCAGAAGCAGGCCCGACAGUGGAUGCGUCUAUCCGCGUUAUAGGCCAUCCGGAACACACCGCGCCCGAAGACUUCUUUGAGCUUUCGCUUCAGAAGGUCUUCCAUUCACCAGAGGAUGAUGUGGGAGACGAAGAAGAGAGUUCGGAAGAUGACGAAUACCUCGAGGACGAGGAUGAUCUGGAUCACCACGGAAUUCAUGGCGAGUACGAAGAUGAAGACGAAGAAGGGCUGGAAAGGCUGUUUGUCCCCGAAGGCACACGCACCCGGCAACAAUACCUGACUCACUCUCAAACUCACGUCUACCAUACGUUCGAUGAGAUGCACUCACAUUUUGACCAUAAGGGAAUCACAGAAGAUCCUAUUGCGUACCUCGAAUCCUACGGUCAUCCGGACGUCGACACACUCGAGCGCCAAUUUGGCGACGACACAACGGCCGUCCCACAUCCCCUGCGACAGCCAGGUUUAAAGAAUGUUUGA
Molecule: messenger RNA, 1725 nt
Organism: Besnoitia besnoiti
Lineage: Eukaryota; Apicomplexa; Conoidasida; Eucoccidiorida; Sarcocystidae
Exons: 4
Coding region: 1-1725 (574 amino acids)
Source: RefSeq, a predicted model, not a curated record